Messenger RNA from Manihot esculenta (cassava), 1473 nucleotides. RefSeq lists its product as uncharacterized. The coding region runs from base 1 to 1473 and encodes 490 amino acids. Lineage: Eukaryota; Viridiplantae; Streptophyta; Magnoliopsida; Malpighiales; Euphorbiaceae. Gene Ontology annotation, molecular function: nucleic acid binding; RNA-DNA hybrid ribonuclease activity. The transcript has a single exon. The record is from RefSeq and is a predicted model, not a curated record.
AUGGGAUCUAUGCUCUUGCCGAAAUCUAUUAUGAACUCUCUGGAGGGCAAAUUUGCAGAUUUUUUCUGGAACUCAACAUCGGCGCAACUAAAGCAUCAUUGGGUAAGGUACUCGGAAUUCUGCCUGCCUAAGGAGGAUGGGGGUCUUGGAUUACGCUCCCUACUCUCUCUACAAGAAGUUUAUUCUCUGAAAAUGUGGUGGUUGUACCUUUUGAAAGAUUCUCUUUGGUCUGCUUAUAUGCACAGCAAGUAUCAUCGGCAAGGAGAGAUGAUAUAUAAAUCACCGGAUUCUUGUUCUUGGAAGCGCAUCUGCCAUGCAAGUUCAAUUGGUGCUGAGUUAAUUGAAAUUGAAAAUGGAACGGUGAGAUGGAAAAAUAGUCAUAUGGGUAAUUUCACGUUAGCUGCAGCAUAUAGCGAAGUUCGACAUCGUCGAGGAGCUUCUUUAUCUCAUCGAAUGAUUUGGGACAAUAGUAUACCACUGAAGUUCUCAAUCCUGGUUUGGAAAAUAUUGAGAAAUGCCAUUCCUUUGCCAUCUCAACUGCAAAAACUUGGUAUACAGACCGCAUCAGCUUGCCCCUUUUGUCAAUCGGCAGAAGCUUCGGUCAACCAUGUUUUUUAUCUCUGUAACCCUAUUCAGCAGAUUUGGAAAGUGUUUGGUUCUUAUGUGCUGCCUGAUAUAUCGACUAAAGGUACCUUGAGCCAGGGGCUCAUGACUUGGUGGCUAUCUUUUUCACAAAAUUCUUUUGCAGGCCGAAUUUGUAGAUUGGUACCAGUGGUAAUUUUGUUCUAUAUUUGGCAAGCUUACUGCGACAUAACCUGGGGAGAUACUGCUAUUUUCUUUCCAGCAAUUAAGCAUCAGAUUGCCACUUUUAUACUUAAUUGGGGAAUAGCUAAUUCAACGAAGAAGUUUGCUCGACUAUUUCCACAAUUGUCAGAUAUUCUUCCUGAUGGAUUCGGUUUGCAGAAUUUGAAGCCCAUGCUGGUUUAUUGGAAAAAACCAGCAACUGGUUUUUUGAAACUUAAUAUCGAUGCUUCCUUCACUCCAUCUUUCUCGUCAGGAGGUGCAAUUAUAAGAGAUGAAUUUGGUUCCUUUGUUGCAGCUAUCUCAUUUCCUUUAGAGGCAACUAACGCUCUUUCUGCAGAGAUGUGUGCUUUGAAAGUUAGUUUGGAGUGGUGUCAUAGCCAACAAUUAUUUAAUUUGCAAGUGGAAACGGACUCAAUGGCCUUAAUAUCAGCUCUGAACUGCUCAUCCUCAACAACGAACAAGACGAUUGAAGAUAUUAGACUGCUUAUUAAUUCUUCUUCGAUCCAUCAUAAUUUCAGAGAGGGCAACAAGGCUGCUCAUUAUUUGGCUCUUUUGAGCAGAUUAUCCAGGAGAUCUAUUUGUUUUUUUUCCUUUAAAUCUCUGCCUCAGUUAUUGAAAGGCAUUGUACUUUCUGACUGUAUGGGUACGCCCUACAUUCGUUUCAAAUAA